Molecule: messenger RNA, 966 nt
Organism: Salvelinus namaycush (lake trout)
Lineage: Eukaryota; Metazoa; Chordata; Actinopteri; Salmoniformes; Salmonidae
Product: fucolectin-4-like
Exons: 5
Coding region: 1-966 (321 amino acids)
Source: RefSeq, a predicted model, not a curated record
AUGAUGAGACAGGCCAUGUUCUUCCUCUUGCUGGCUCUUCUAGGAACGCCUACUGUCAAACAAUAUUAUCCUCCUGCAGAAAAUCUUGCCUUGCGUGGAAAAGCUACUCAGUCAAACCUCCUCGAGAACCCAUGGUCAGGUUACAGCCAUCCCUCAAAUGCCAUUGAUGGGAACCGCAAUUCACAUUUCCAUCAUGGGUCCUGUGCUCUCACUGACUCUGAGACUAACCCCUGGUGGAGAGUGGACCUGCUUGAUACCUACAUAGUCACCUCUGUGACCAUCACCAACAGAGGUGACUGCUGCCAUACAAACAUCAACGGUGCUGAAGUUCGCAUUGGGAACUCCUUACAGGAUGAGGGCAUUCACAACACACUAGCUGGUGUGAUCUCCACCCUUGCAGCAGGUAGAUCUCUAACUCUGAGGUGGACAUCAGGUGUGGAAGGACGUUAUGUGACUGUGGUUCUACCAGGGACAGGAAGACAACUGACACUCUGUGAAGUGGAGGUUUAUGGGUACCUCGCCCCAACUGGAAUGAAUGUGGCGAUAACAGGAAAGGCCACUCAGUCAUCAUUAUAUGGGUUUGGGUUUGCUAACAAUGCCAUCGACGGGAACCGAAAUGGUAUUUAUGGAGAUGGUUCCUGCACCCACACCAAAGCCAACUAUAACCCCUGGUGGCGACUGGACCUUCUAAAGACCUACAAAGUGUUCUCCAUCACCAUCACCAACAGAGUGGACAGUGUUUCCAACAGACUGAAUGGAGCUGAGAUCCGCAUCGGAGACUCAAAGGACAACAACAAUGGCAACAACAAUCCCAGGUGUGCUGUGAUCUCCUCUAUACCUGGAGGCUUCUCCAGCACCUUCCAGUGUAACGGCAUGGACGGUCGAUACAUCAAUGUGGUCCUUCCAGGAAGAAGUGAAUACCUGACCCUGUGUGAGGUGGAGGUCUAUGGGUCACCACUGGACUGA